Messenger RNA from Paralichthys olivaceus (Japanese flounder), 5641 nucleotides. RefSeq names its product neurocan b (gene ncanb). Gene Ontology annotation, molecular function: hyaluronic acid binding; calcium ion binding. The record is from RefSeq and is a predicted model, not a curated record. Gene Ontology annotation, biological process: skeletal system development; cell adhesion; positive regulation of neuroblast proliferation. NCBI's taxonomy places the organism in Eukaryota, Metazoa, Chordata, Actinopteri, Pleuronectiformes, Paralichthyidae. Gene Ontology annotation, cellular component: synapse; perineuronal net.
UCUCCGCUGCGUUUUUCUUCACGCACACUCGCGGAGCUGCUUUUUACGCGUGGUUGGAUGGUUUUCGGCUCCCCCGUCUGCGGCGCUGUAUACCACCUGCACCGCUCCUGGCUCAGGCUGCAGCAUCGCUCCACAUUCCUGUGAACUGGACCUCACUCAGUCCAAAAGGUGCAGCAGGAUGCUGGGUGUACUGCCUGUGUGUGGACUGCAGCCCCUGCUGGCCCUCCUUCUGCUUCAGACUGCAGUCUGUGGUGUGACCAGUGCCGAUACUGUGGUGAAUAUGCGCAAAGUGACCCAUCAGACCAUAAGCGAGGAGCUAUCCAAGACAGUUCUCCUCCCCUGCCUCUUCACACUCCGCCCCAGCUCAUCCCAUGAACCCCCCAGGAUCAAGUGGACCAAGGUCUGGGGCCAAAGAGGCUCUGACGGCCUGCAGAAGGAACAGUCCGUCCUGGUGGCCAAGGACAAUGUGGUCAAGGUGAAGAAGGCCUUCCAAGGUCGUGUAACGUUGCCUGGUUACAGCAUCAAUCGCUACAAUGCCAGUCUUGCUCUGACUGGGCUGCGUUCCAGUGACUCUGGUUUGUAUCGCUGUGAGGUCGUGGUGGGCAUCAAUGAUGAGCAGGACACAGUUCCCCUGGAGGUCACAGGUGUGGUAUUUCACUACCGGGCCCCUCAUGACCGCUACGCUCUGUCCUUCACCGACGCCAAGAGGGUGUGCGUGGAGAACUCUGCAGUCAUUGCAACACCAGGCCAGUUGCAGGCUACCUUCGCGGAUGGCUACGACAACUGUGAUGCCGGUUGGCUGUCUGACCAGACUGUCCGGUAUCCCAUCCAGUCGCCUCGGCCAGGUUGCUAUGGCGACCGCGAGGACUCACCUGGAGUCCGUAACUACGGCAAUAGGGCCCCCGAUGAGCUGUUUGAUGUUUACUGCUUUGCUGAGCAGCUUCAAGGUGAGGUCUUCCACUCCACGAUACCUGAGAGGCUGAGCCUGGCCACGGCCUCCACACACUGCCACUCUCUGGGGGCCCAGCUGGCCACCGUCGGGCAGCUCUACCUCGCCUGGCAGGCUGGUGUGGACCAGUGUGACCCCGGCUGGCUGGCAGACGGCAGUGUCCGCUACCCCAUCAAUGUCCCACGGAAGAACUGCGGCGGGGACGAGCCUGGGGUGCGGACCGUCUACAAUAACCCCAACCGCACCGGUUUCCCUGACACCACAGCGCUGUUCGACGCCUACUGCUACCAAGCACACGAGCCUGCAGGCAUCCAAAAUGCGGAGGCGCAGGCUUUACACCAGCCCAUCAACACAGCAGCACAGGCCACCUCCACCGUCACUGAAGCCCAGCACACUUCCCCUUUCCCCAAGACUUCCACCUGGACCGGUCUGGUCGACCUGGACAAAGCAGGAGUGCGCUCUAUCGCUGGGAUCAACAACUCCUCUGAGAUAUCUGCGGAGCACGUCGUCAUCCACUUAAGGCCUGAGCUGGGUUGGAAAGACCAACAGGAUGGUACGAGAAACAGACAGGAGAAUGAUCCUCAGAGGAGAAGCAACAGCUUCGGACUUUCUGACCUUGAGAGCACAGAGAGUCAUGGAGGCUCUGCCCACGAGGAAGAAGACGGCAGCUUUUUUGGAUCUGACAACCCAAGAUUAUCCUCCACAGCCUCUUCAACUCCACAGCCUCAAACCACUAACAGUGUGCUGACUAAGUUUGUGAACACUCUUAUGAAACCCUUUAGGAACUGGACUGGAGGUGGGGAGGGUGAGGAGAGGGAGAAGGAGAAGGAACUUUCGGUGCCUGAGGAAAACGUAGGAGAAAACCAGACGCAGGGUGCCGCAUCCAGCAGAAACCUCAGUGUGCCCAAAGCAGUCAGAAACAAGGGCAACGUAGACAACGCCAUCAUGGAGCAGAGGAGCAGUGGUUUUUCCUUCAGGGCUCCUGCCAGUCGGCAGUCGAGUACAGCAGAAGGUCUGUCUGAGCAGGAGAGAGAAGUGAUGCCAAUGUUUCGAUUAGUACCUGCAUUCAAAAUGACAGAGCAAAGCGAGACCAGCACCCAGGCAGGAGAACGAGUCUCCAGCACAUCUGCAGACGCCCCUCUGUCCACCGCUAAUGAAUUCACCGCAUCAAGACCCAAUGAGGGAUCACCUCCCAGUGGACAUGUCAACAUAUCCGUCCCUCAGGGACCCAGAGGAGUUCCAGCUUUUGCUCCAGACCCCAGCAGCCACUUUCAGUGGGCCAUUGAGUCAAGGCGUGAUUCUAAAGCAGGACCCCAUGGAAAUGUGGCCUAUGUGGGUAAAAAUCCAACCUGGGGGCCCAUGGAAGCCAAAGCAGGGCCCCUUGAGGUUAUGACCCUUCCCACCUCCCUCCGACAGGACAACCAAGAAAAUUAUUCGGGCGAGGGGAGGGAUAAGGACGAAGAAGAAGCCACAGCUCCAUCAGCUGGUCGAACAGUGUCAGGGGAGGAGAAGGAGAUGGAGGGGAGCGGAGAGGGGAGCAGGUUUCCUGGUGGGUUUGGAGUGAAAGUCAACAAUAUGGGCACCGGUGGUGUCGAACCGAGCCUUGAAACAGAUUCCUCGCUAAGCCAGAGUGAGCCUGUGACUGUGUCUGAGCUCACCACCCUGUCCCAGUGGCAGCUAGUGGAUCAGCCCACCACCUCACCUCAUUCUCAGAAGACAGACACAGCAGAGGAGGCCAUAGGGGGGGUGUUCUACGUCCGCCGACCCACUGAAAACCUCUUCUCAGCCUCCUCACACAGAGGGAAAGAUACGUCAAACUCAGGAUUCACUCCUGUGUUUAGGAAGAAUAGCAAAGACACACGCAGAGAGGAGUUGGUGACUUCAACACCCGAGGCCCUGAUGGAGGUGCUGACAACCUCUGCGGUGACCACGCCGGAACUUCUGAUGACCAGACACACACAGAGGACAGAUCCUAUAAUCACAGACAAUCCCUCUCACAGCUCCCCAACAGAGGAGCCAUCCAUUUCUAUUUCAUGGGUUCAGGAGGACAAAACAAGUAAACCCAACAUUCAGGAAGAUCCAGCCACUCCAGCACCUAGUAUGGGAUCUCAAACGACUGCAGGAGUCCUUCAGUUGACCACUCUUGUAUCCGACUCCAAAGUUGGCGCCACAGAAAUGGAAUCCAGGUCUGCAGUGUCUGAAUCUUUCAUCGUGGGCAGUCGUUGGACACCUUUCAAAGGCGUGGGCCAAAAAUCAGAGGAACACAAGGCCAAGGAGACGACAGACAAGAAAGACAGAGGCAACCCUUUCGGCAUUCUCAUACCCAACUGGGCCUUUGGUCUCAUCCCGUCAGUGGAGAAUAACCCGUGCCAGACCAACCCUUGUCUCCAUGGAGGGAGCUGCCUGCAGGAAGGUGAUGGCUAUAGCUGCUACUGCCCUCAGGGCUUCUCUGGGGAGAGCUGCGAGAUAGACAUUGACGACUGCCAGUCUAAUCCAUGCCAGAAUGGAGGAACCUGCAUCGAUGAGAUCAACUCUUUUGUGUGUCUUUGUCUGCCCAGCUACGGAGGAGCUACUUGCGAGAAAGACACAGAGGGCUGCGAGCACACGUGGAGGAAGUUCCACGGCCACUGCUACAGGUACUUCAGCCGCAGACAUACCUGGGAGGAUGCCGAGAAGGACUGCAGGGAGCACAGCGGUCACCUGGCCAGCAUCCACAGCCUGGCCGAGCAGAACUUCAUCAGAGGUCUGAGCCACGACAACACCUGGAUCGGUUUAAACGAUCGAACAGUGGAGGACGACUUUCAGUGGACCGACAAGAUGGACCUGCAAUAUGAGAACUGGCGUGAAAACCAGCCAGACAACUUCUUCGCUGGAGGAGAGGACUGUGUGGUUAUGAUAUCUCAUGAGAAUGGCAAAUGGAACGACGUGCCCUGCAACUACAAUCUGCCCUACGUCUGCAAGAAGGGAACAGUGCUUUGCGGAGCCCCUCCCCCUGUGGAUAAUGCCUUCCUGAUUGGUCGGAAACGUUCCCACUAUGACAUCCACUCUGUUGUCCGCUACCAGUGCGCAGACGGCUUCCUGCAACGCCAUGUGCCCACUGCUAAGUGCCGCGCCAAUGGCAAGUGGGACCGACCCAAAAUCAUCUGCAUAAAAUCCCGGCGAGCCCACCGCUACCGGCGCCACCACCACAAGGGCAGGAGGGAGCGCAGGAAGCACAAGAGGCAUGGCCACAGAGAGGGGGGCCACCAUGGAGGGGAAGCGGGCCAGGGCCACAACCACGUCCACUUCUGAACCAAAACAUCCCCUUUUUCUCCUGCGCUGCCGACUUCAGUUUGCCUGACUCCCUCUCGUCCGCAUUUCACAACCUUUCAGCCCAAAACUCUCUACCCGAGCCCCCCCCUUAAACCCACCCUUCCUCCCUGCACUGCCCUGCCCUUAGGUCCGAGUCAGCCUGUAUCAUUGUCGAGUCUGAGGCCUGACUAAGCGCUGGCAGGCUUUACCAGGACUGAAAAACAACUCCCUUUAUACUCUUUUGACUUUCUUUUCCUCUCCUGUCCUAACCUGUCUGUCUCUUGACCCAGUUUCUCUCCCUUUCAAGCUCAACAAUGACCUGAAACAUGGGGCUAUGCUGACCUGUUUUUUGAAAUAAAAUUUAAAAAAAUACCUUUGAGAUCCACAGUGAACAAUCUUUAGAGAGAAGUGGUUUAGUACAACCUGUAAAUAGGGACAUCGCUGAAAAUGCCAUAUCAAAAUCAGACGAGUCAAGGAAGAUCUCAUGUUGUUGACUUGAGCCUUUUGUCUGUUGAACACAUUUCAUUUUUUACUGACUGUUUCAUUUCUUGACUCUGCUGCUUUUGGUUUGCUCUUUGUAAGACAUUGUAUUUGACUUUAACCAACAUGCAGUUCUCCUGCUACAGAUUUGAUUGAUUUUCUUUGAAUCAGAGGACCAGUUGUAAUUGAAUCAUUUGAUUGUUAGCGUUGUAUCUUGUUGUCGGUGUGAGACAGUUACUUUAGAUCAGAGGAGAAUGGAAAACGCAUCACAUCUCAAUUCAGUUUCACCACAUUACACAUCAGUCACUGUUCAGAUGUGUCGAACGAUCUCAGCUGUUGUCGUCGAAGGUUAAUCUGAGCGAUUGAUGUGAGUUUGUCUGAGCUCAGCUCAGUUUUCCCCAUAUUUACUUUGUCUUCUCUCGUCGUUUGUGAAGCUGCAGGAACAUGUGCUGUGAAUUAAUCAAGCUGAUGCAGCAGCAUCAAGUUCAUCUCAUUCAUCUGUUUCUCUUUUAUGUUGGAGUUUACCUUGUUUGGUCUGAUGAGAAGAAUAUAUGCGUCAGCCGUGUGUAUUGCAGAGAGAGGCUCCUCAUAGGUCAUGGGCGACUAAAGAUAUGACGAGCUCGAUAAGAGUCGAUUUAGGCUGCUCGAGAAGGAAUCACCCAUUGCAGACUUCAUUGCUCUGUGACUCUUUUGAGGGCCUCAUGUGAGGGAGGCUUCGAAAGGGUAUAGUAACACCACUGUAAUGCAAGUGGCCUUCAAAUGCAACCCCGGCCUGAAUUGAGACAGCAUUAGACUCUUCUGUCAGUCAGUUUGAGAAAUUUCUUGCAUUUUUUAACACUUAAACUGUCAUAAAUAGUUUUAUUCACAUAUUUAAAUAUAAUGUUCACCUUAUAAAGUUGUUAACUAUUGACUAAUUACAUA